AAGAGCAGCAAGAUAUCCUGUUCUGGCCACAAGCGUCUGCUCGGGACACGCUUCAGCUCUCUGUUGUCCCCUGCCCCCAGGGGGCUCCUGGACCUUUGGGAUUCCUGUCACGUUCAUUCCAGGGCCUGCGAGGACAUAGAGGCACCCAGCAGUGGGGACGCCAGCCUUCCUAGAACAGCCGGCCUGUCCCGAGGCAGCCAGGGCUGCUGCUUGGCUGGUCAGCAAAUUGGCCUCUUGGACAGGCCAGACCUUCUUGGACCCAGAAAGGGCGGUGGAAAUGGGACCGGAGGCAUCUUUGGCCCUGCUGAGAGGCAGCUCGUGCCCAUUUUCUAUCUGCCCCUCUUCCUGUUGGUACAGAAUUUUCUCCAUUCCUCAAGUCCUCGGUGUGAGGAGCUGAACAUGACCCAGGACAAGGCACUGCCGGACUCCCGUUCCGCACAGGGUUUCUAUGAGAACUACGAGCCCAAGGAGAUCCUGGGCAGGGGAAUAAGCAGCGUUGUCAGGCGCUGCAUCCACAAGCCCACACGCCAGGAGUACGCCGUGAAGAUCAUCGACGUCACGGGUGGAGGCAGCUUCAGCUCCGAGGAGGUGCAGGAGCUGCGAGAGGCCACGCAGAAGGAGGUGGACAUCCUGCACAAGGUCUCAGGACACCCCAACAUCAUACAGCUGAAGGACACUUAUGAGACCAACACUUUCUUCUUCUUGGUGUUUGAUCUGAUGAAGAGAGGGGAGCUCUUUGAUUACCUCACUGAGAAGGUCACCCUGAGUGAGAAGGAAACCAGAAAGAUCAUGAGAGCCCUGCUAGAGGUGAUCUUCACCUUGCACAAACUCAACAUCGUGCAUCGGGAUCUGAAACCUGAGAACAUCCUCUUGGAUGAUGACAUGAACAUCAAGCUCACAGACUUUGGCUUUUCCUGCCAGCUGGAGCCAGAAGAGAAGCUGCGAGAGGUCUGUGGGACGCCCAGUUACCUGGCCCCUGAGAUCAUUGAGUGCUCCAUGGAUGAUGAUCACCCUGGCUAUGGGAAGGAGGUGGACAUGUGGAGCACAGGGGUCAUCAUGUACACCCUGCUGGCCGGCUCCCCACCCUUCUGGCACCGCAAGCAGAUGCUGAUGUUGAGGAUGAUCAUGAGUGGCAGCUACCAGUUUGGCUCACCAGAAUGGGAUGAUUACUCGGACACUGUGAAGGACUUGGUCUCCCGCUUCUUGGUGGUGAGCCCCAAAGGCCGCUGUUCGGCAGAAGAGGCCUUAGCGCAUCCCUUCUUCCAGCAGUACACGGUGGAGGAAGUGCGUCACUUCAGCCCCCGGGGGAAGUUCAAGGUGAUCGCCCUGACGGUGCUGGCUUCCGUGCGGAUCUACUACCAGUACCGCCGGGUGAAGCCCGUGACCCGGGAGAUCGUCAUCCGAGACCCCUAUGCCCUCCGGCCCCUGCGGCGACUCAUCGACGCCUACGCUUUCCGGAUCUAUGGCCACUGGGUGAAGAAGGGGCAGCAGCAGAACCGGGCGGCGCUCUUCGAGAACACACCCAAGGCUGUGCUCCUGUCCCUGGCUGAGGAGGGCUACUGACGGGCAGGCCGGCAGGGCAGGUGGGACGGGGGUCAGGCCGGGAGGAGAAGCCACUGAUAUGGAGGGCACAGGAGUGAGAGCGUGUGCAGGCCUCUGUCCAGAGGGGGCACUUGGCCCCGGCCCGGACCCCAGGCGCUGGGGCCACUCUCCCGUCUUGGAGGCGUCACGCGGUGGUCAGUGCAGUUGGAGCCAGGCCCACGGGGUGGGGGACCAGCUGUGGCCCAGAACCAGGAGCACGCUGCCUCUCCAUGGCCCAGCUAUACCACCAUGUCCGCUUGUCCUCACGGGAGGCCCACAGUUACUGACACUCGGUGCACCGCCUUUAGGGUCCCAGGGUGAGGAUGAAAGAGAACAGUCUGAGAAUCGCAAUCACAGGAGAUUUUACUGACCUCACAAAGUCCAGUGACACCACGGGAGCAGGUUCUUCUCUGGGGCCAUGUUUUUAGAGGCAUAGGGCAGCCCUUACAUAACUAUUAAUAGAAAGGGAAGCUUC
Messenger RNA from Balaenoptera musculus (blue whale), 2056 nucleotides. RefSeq names its product phosphorylase kinase catalytic subunit gamma 1 (gene PHKG1). NCBI's taxonomy places the organism in Eukaryota, Metazoa, Chordata, Mammalia, Artiodactyla, Balaenopteridae. Gene Ontology annotation, cellular component: phosphorylase kinase complex. The record is from RefSeq and is a predicted model, not a curated record. Gene Ontology annotation, molecular function: phosphorylase kinase activity; ATP binding; calmodulin binding. Gene Ontology annotation, biological process: protein phosphorylation; glycogen biosynthetic process. The coding region runs from base 400 to 1563 and encodes 387 amino acids. The transcript has 11 exons.